AAGCUCGCAUCCGCUCCCCCGUUCUGGGCAUCAAAAUAUCGUGCCAUCGUCUGUGCAGUGCCGAGUUGGGACAAGUGCCAGGCACCAUGCAGCGGACACCACCACUGGCCGGGGUAGCCAUGCAAUGUUGGGGGGCUCGCUUCUCAGCUUCUCCCAGCUAAGCGGUUUAAAUCACACCCUGAUCGGGCCAGACCUCCCCCCCUCUGACUUGCUUAUCCGUGUCCACACCCAGUUCUCAGUCGCCGUCACUCACUUUCUUUUCGCGUCACCAAGCUGAUUGUCUCUCGUUCUUUGUCUCUCGUUAAUCUCAGCGCCUCAAGGCCAUGGUCACACGAUUAGCCCUUGUGUAGGCGCUCUGUGGUGGACUUGGAUCUGGAAAAUGCACCUUGCGGAGGAUGGAGGUUUGGAGAGGAGGCAGUGGGGAAGCAAGAACAACAAUGACAGGCCGUGGUGGUGCUACUUCUGGCCCCCGGCGUGUCAAACAUCGACAACCCAUGGCGGUGGAGGGAGCACCCCGACAACAAGUACAAGGCGGCAGACAUCGACGACGACAAAACCGAAUAAUCCGCCCCCAACAACCACGCCAAGGACCACUGCGGUGCCAACUACGCCCGCCGCUACCCAGCCUGGUGUUACGCCGCCGGCUGCCACGCAUUCCACAAAAGAGGACCCCCAACCUCAAGUUCAACCUAAUCCCUCCCCGACCACGGAAGCUCAGUCCUCACCACCAAUGGACCAACCGGCGCCAACUACCAACGGGAAUCCGGGCCCGGACACCACAUCGGUAGAUCCCGUAGUAGUGCAGCCUGGUCCCAGUAUCAGCGGGGGUACACCCGGAAACGGAAUUGAAAAUGACGCGGAUCCGACGGCCACCCAAGGCGUGGACACGGGUCCUGGGGUUGGUGAUAAGGACGGGAAUGGGAAUGGAACGGGGAACGGGGUAUCAGGUUCUCCAGGAGGCACAGGGGACGAUACUUCGCCUGGCUCGGGAUUCGGAAACCAGCCGGGACAAUCCGGGGUACCUACCGCAUUUGACCCCUCGGCGUCGGUGGUACCUGGCACGACUGGAAUCGGCGGAGGAAGUGUUGGCGACUCGGGAACGGGCGCUGGGACGAGCGGAUCUCGUGCCGACAAUGCGGGAGCUUCCGGCGGCGACCUUUCACCAGGCGCAAUGGCGGGAAUCAUCGGUGAGACAACGUCCUCAUCUUUAGCAUCCACCGUGGACUAACCAGGACAGUGGGUCUCCUGCUCCUCCUCGCCCUCUUCGCUUUCCUUCUUUACCGCUUCAGGAGGUCACCUGUUGUCCAACGAAUGCUCGCCCCGUUGAGCAAACUGGCGGGAGGGGGCCGUGACUUACAC
Molecule: messenger RNA, 1359 nt
Organism: Parathielavia appendiculata
Lineage: Eukaryota; Fungi; Ascomycota; Sordariomycetes; Sordariales; Chaetomiaceae
Exons: 1
Coding region: 380-1228 (282 amino acids)
Source: RefSeq, a predicted model, not a curated record